Molecule: messenger RNA, 4363 nt
Organism: Varroa destructor (honeybee mite)
Lineage: Eukaryota; Metazoa; Arthropoda; Arachnida; Mesostigmata; Varroidae
Product: spindle assembly abnormal protein 6 homolog
Biological process (GO): centriole replication
Cellular component (GO): centriole; centrosome
Source: RefSeq, a predicted model, not a curated record
AACAUUUAACAAUUUAAUAAAAACAUGUUAGUGAAGAUGAUAACUGAACGCCAUUCAAUAUUUUGGCCCUAGGCCGUUGCAUUUAUUCGAAAGGAUUUCCCAGACACAAAUUAAGCAAAAUAAUAUACCAUUUUUUGUAAAAGUUUCAUUUUUUAAGUUCGUCUCCUGCGUUAUAAUUUCCAUAUGCACAGAGAAUCUAGCUAUCGUAGUUACGUAAGAUUAACCAAAUCCAAAGAACAUCAUUAAACAUAAUCACAUAGAGUACCGUACGUUUCCUAUGGUACAAACACACCUUUAAUGUAGCCUGCGCUUAUAGCUGAAAGGUCAACUUCUUAGAACGAAAGUAGUCGCUAGAAUAUUUAUUUGGAUAAAACCUUAUUAUCAGCAGAAAGAUAGCGGUAAGGUCAACUGCGCACCCAGCUUGUCAAUGAUCACGAAAAUACCUCAUCUAUAAAAGGUACGAUUGAAGAAAGGAAUACAGCCUUAUCCAUUAACUACCGCAUGUCGCUGCCUUCAGCCGGUUUUUCAGAGCCCUCAGUUUGAAAUUGUUGGCGCCACUAUCCAUCCUUCGCUCUGCGACGCGUCCGGGCCGUUCGAACAAACAGACUUUGGCGCUGCCUGUGCUCGAUCCGUUAGAAUGGUGUCAUUUAGUUAAUAGUGCUCCUAUGACUUGUUUUUAUGUUCAUUUCAUCAAAUGAGACUGUAUAUGUCUCUGUGAUCGACUGGAAGGUGGCUUAAAGCUUGACUAUUCGCCGGUUCUGGAUCGUUUCAGCAAAAUGUUGUACGACAUGUUGUCAAGCCAUGAGGAUACGUUCAUGUUUGACUCAACUUUGCUUAUAAAAGUUCAGGACGAGAUCCACAGAAAUACCCGGUUACGUCUUCAAGUGCGUCGGAGCUCGACGGGGACAGGAAUUGCAUCGUUCUUUGGAGCCUGUGACGGCGUUCACAUCCAGCUGUUCGAUGAGAGUGAUCCGUACAUCUUUUAUUCAGUUCAAAUUACUGACGAUGUCUUUCAGAGGUUAAAAACUCAGCAACAUCUGUUGAUCGACUUCGCAAGCUUUCCACAGCGGCUGGUAGAACUUUUGCAGAUGUGCGCUGGCGAGGAUACCGUCGCUACACCUAGGUAUCAAUGUGAACUGCAAGUAGAGCGGACUCCGCGGACUGGGCAGUUACAUAUUACUGAAACAAAUGGGUUUAAGAAACUCGUGCACCUCAGCGUUCAACUUUCCCAAGCUGAUGAAGCGCAAGUGCGAAAGAGCAUGGUUUCUAGACUGGCUCGACUUAAGAAUGAAAAAGAACGUUUAGAAGCAUCGUUAAAAGCCGCUGAAGCAAAGUUAGUGGAAAAACAGAGCCUUUACGAACGCCAAUUGGAAAGUCAACGUUCACAUAUUGAGAAAAUGAAGGUUGACUUUGAAAGAGAUAUGCAACAACUACGGGACCGCUUUGAGACGGAAUUGCGUAGAGAUAAAGAUGGUAUUCAGCGGGAAAUGAGCGAACGGGUGCAGCUAAUGUGUUUAGAAAAGUCCGAUAUAGAAGCGACCCUCAAGGAACGCGUGCGCUGUCUCGAGAAUGAGCUUCAGAGUGGUCAAAUACAGCAAGCUACUAUGGAAACACACAUCAGAGAGGCUCAAGCCGAGGCCCACCAAGCACAGGUUCGACUUACUCAGGAAAAAGAAACAUGCAGAAUGCUACAGGAACGGCUGGAUUUGAUGAUGCGAAAUGAUUCGACUGAGGAAAAUAGCGAGCUGCGCAUGAAACUCGCGCAGUUGAAGGUUGAUCUCGAAGCCAUGAAGACGGAUCUCUGCAAAGCCAAAAUGGAGAAAAGGUGUCUUGAAGAAAGUCUGGAACAUAAACAAGGCCAGGUUGAGAGGCGAGAAGCCGGAAUAAAGACGAUGUCGGAUGACAUUCUCAAGGCAAACGAUAUUAUUCAGAAGCUCCAAACCGAAAUAAAGACAUAUCAUUCUAAGUUGAAGGUUCGGUCCGACGUGAUCAUGAAGCAGGAGGAGGUUAUCGAGUCCAAAGAUAGGGAGCUCAAAGCACUGAAAGAUCGGAUCAACGCAGGCGUCGACCUCAACAACAAGGAGAACGAGAGCAGAGUUCAGCAUCUUGAAAAACAAGUGGCUCACAAGGACAGUGUGAUUCAAUGGUUGAACAAAAAACUCAAUGAACUGCAAGGCCAUAAGGUCGAUACACCAUUCUUAAAAGUACCAAGCCCGCUAGCUGAUCAUAACCAGGGAGGUUUUGGAAGACAUGUUGGAAAUCGAUCGAACGGUGUUGAACGACGUCAACAAUAACAUUUCAACCAAUCAGGUGUCCGCGAACUAAACUACCUACAUCAUUACAUCCACUUCUGCUUAGGCGGAUUCAGAAUUCAGCGUUCGAGGAGAACAUAUAUGACUCCAAGCCCAUGGCAAAGCACUGCGACUCAGUCACUCUGGAUUACUCUGUUCUUAUAAUUCUAUCCGUACGUCACGUAUUGUUAACUCGGCAGCUAUCUAUGCAAGUGUUUUACACACGCAUUUAUGUAUAUAUACAUAUAUAUAUAUAUAUAUAUAUAUAUAUAUAUAUAUAUAUAUAUAUAUAUAUAUAUAUUUAAGGAAUAAGGUGAAUCUCCUAGAUUCUUACACGACCGUAUACAGGAUUUAGGUAUUUCAUGUAUAUGUAUAUAGUUGUGUUACAAGUCAUAUCAUGACGAUUAUGGUUUCAAAGUAGAAACCCAAGGGAAAAUAAAUAUGUAAACCUGAUAUGUACCAGUUUCCUUUGCUCGCUUAUUUCAUAAUGAAUCUGCGUGCAGGGCAAUAUUGAAAAACAUGGAUCACUGGUGUACCGACAGGAAGAAACUGGGCAAGCCAAGUCCCGUAUUGACUUUUUUGGGUGUUUUUUUUUGCAAACAAACAAAAGCUCGAAAUUUUUCAAAUCAGAGAGUUUAGGGCUUGAUUUUUGUUGUCGCUAGACAUAUCUGUUGGAUUGCUGAUCACCUCCGGACCGUAAUCUCUGUUAGGGCAAAGUAAAGCUCUACUGAGACGUAUGGCGAUGCUCGAUUAAUUUUUUCGUGAAAUGUCACAUGUUCGUUAGCAAGGCGCAUAUUUUUGAACCAAAAACUUAGAUUUUUUUCGAUAACACUAACCCAUUUUUUGUGAUCUUAUAGCCGAAGAAUACACCGAAUAAUCCAAUAUGAGUAACUCGUUCCAUAGAGAACCCUUUUUGCAGCGAGUUACGACUGUUAACCCAGCUUUUUAAACAGCUAGCAUGUCAUUCUUUAGUGAUUCAAUAUUCAAGACUGUUUAUCCUCAUAACGAACUAUGUGUUUGAGUUCUAAACAAAAAUAAAGUUAGUAAUAAAUGCUUUUGUGAAACAAACAAUAAGUUCUCCUCAAGAACCUGUUGGGAAAUACGAUCACCCCGAUAACGAUCUCUGUCUCUAUGAUACCAAGCGUGUAUUUAUAUCAAUUCAUCUUCUCGACGUAAUACCUCAACAUAUGCGUGGGCCAGCUAUGCUCGAAUUAUGGAAAUUUUACCAGUCAAAUAGCUUUUCAUGUGUGAACUUCAAAUUGAACAGACUUUUUUGUGUAAUUAGGCUUGACUAUUCAGUAAACAUUAACGACUGCUGAUAUCGCUAACAAAAAUGGCACUAUGUACCUUUAUCUUAUGCCUUUAACAGUUUUACGCAGACGGGAAGAAAAUUUUCGCGCUGUAUUAAAGCUUUUAAGUAGGUAUAGCGUAGUGUCGUGAUAGUCACAUAACAACUGCGUAAUGAUUAUGAAAUUAAGAUGUUUUUAAAAAUUGCUCAGUUUCACACAAACUGUGUCGUAAUUCAAAAAUCUUAUAUUAUCUUUUGUAACUCACAUAAUUUGAAGUUUCCGCUAGACAUUAAAGCCCACUCAUAAGUUGGGAGUCUACCACUUGCGGCAGAGAUUUCGCGUUAAUUCUUCACUUCAUGCUUCAAUCAGUCUUAGAUUCCAUAGGUAACCUUGCAGUCGAUGCACUUCUCAAGCAAAUGGCGCAAGCGCAGAUAGGUAGGUAACAGAUGGAUACGGGACCUUUUUAUUGUUCACAUUUCUUGGUUUCUACUUCUCUGUUGUUAAGUGUUAAAUAAUCAGCAACUGAACACUUUUUGCUUUACCCAGUUAGUCUGUUGUCACUAAUAUCAAAAGGAGUGCAAUUUCGACAUGGGACAUUUUCAAUGAGAGUGCCUUUCCCAUUGAAAAAAGCCCGGUACAAUAAAAAGAGCAACGCACUGAAAUUUACAAAAAAUAGGCAAAACAUUUCAAAGCGUGCUGGAAAAACAACAUCCUAAAAAAAAACAUCCUAAGAAAAUAUAGCUUAAAGUUUAAAAGAAAGCUUGAAUCAUAAAAAAUAAAAGA